AUGGCGCCGGCGCCCAAAGACCAUUAUGCAUCCUCGCUCCCGCCGGUCCCGUCAUCCGGCUUCGACCCCGGCACUUCUCGCGGAGCCCAAACGGCCGUAGAGUCGGUCGCAGACUGUCCCUUCUGCCACAUCGCCUCCGUCUUCUCUCCAUACGACCCGGCCGACCCGCCGCCGUCCUCCUCGCCGCUCCUCAACCCCGAGCUCACGGGCCCUCAGCCGGCGACCUUCAUCAUCCUCUCCACCCCGCACCUGGUCGCCUUCCUCGACAUCAUGCCCCUCUCGAUCGGCCACGUCCUCCUCUGCCCGCGAGCGCACCGGCCCAAGCUCACCGACGUGUCCCCGACCGAGUCGGCCGAGCUGGGCCGCUACCUGCGCAUCCUGUCCGCCGCCGUCGUCGAGGCCACGGGCGUGGGCGACUGGAACGUGGUGCAGAACAACGGCGCCGCGGCCGCGCAGGUCGUGGCCCACAUGCACUUUCACGUCAUCCCGCGCCCGGAGCUGCGGGACAGGCGGAGCGAGCGGUUCACGGCGACCAUGUUUGGGCGCGGGCAGCGGGACGAGCUGGACGAAGACGAGGCGGUCGAGUUGGCCGAGAAGGUCAGGAGCGCCGUGGCCGAGAUUGUGAGGAAGGACGAGGAGGGAUUUGCAAAGUUGUAA
This is a messenger RNA of Thermothelomyces thermophilus ATCC 42464, 657 nucleotides long. RefSeq lists its product as uncharacterized. The transcript has a single exon. Bases 1 to 657 code for a protein of 218 amino acids. Gene Ontology annotation, molecular function: catalytic activity. Gene Ontology annotation, biological process: nucleotide metabolic process. The record is from RefSeq and is a predicted model, not a curated record. NCBI's taxonomy places the organism in Eukaryota, Fungi, Ascomycota, Sordariomycetes, Sordariales, Chaetomiaceae.